UUCGGCGUAGAGCCACAAAGGGCCCGACUGCUCGGUGGGCGACACGACACGGCGCGACGCUCACUUAGCGCCCAGCUGUCCGGAGGUCCCACACACACCUGCGCGGAGUGCGCGCCGCGCGCAGUUGACAGCGAUGAGCCUCGGCGUCAGUAACGGCGAUGUGGUCGGUGAGCAGAAGCGGAGCCGACUGCACAAGCUGAUGCCGUGGAAGAAGCACAAGCUGAGCUUCGCCAGUCCGGUGGCGUUUGAACCGUAUGACACGAAGACGCAAGAGCUGCUUAAGAAAAACUUCGGCGUGCUACACAACCUGCAGACGGUGUGGCCGGGCGGCAUUUGCCUGCCGACCAGCUACAAAGAUAUCGCCAACAAGGUGUACAACUUGCCGCUCCGAGCCACCGACGUCUGGGUCAUGUCAUUCCCCAAGACAGGCUCGACCUGGACUCAGGAAAUGGUGUGGUGUAUCGGGAACGACUGUGACCUGACCCGGGCCAGGUCACUGCACAUGGACGUCAAGUUCCCGCUGCUCGAGCACUGGAUCAACAGCAAGGGCAUGAUGUCCAAGGUGAUCCGCCAAAAGGGCUUGAAGACGACCAAGAUGUUCGCCAUGCUGAAUAAGAACCCCGAGAUCAUGACGAUAGCGAAGGACGACACGACGGCCAUCUUGAACAGGACGCCACGCAACCAGCGCCGGUUCGCAAAGACGCACAUCUUCUUCUCGCUCCUCCCGCCCAGGAUACUGGACGUCUGCAAGAUUGUGUACGUGGCGCGUAACCCGAAGGACACAGUCGUAAGCUACUACCACCACAACCUGCUCUUCAAGGGACUCUACGAGUUCCGGGGAGACUUCAAAACCUUCGUAGACCUCUUCAUGGCCAAUAUCUUGCCCUGGUGCCCGUACUGGGAGAAUCUGAGGCAGGCCUGGAGCCGGCGGCACCACCCCAACAUGUGCUUUAUCAUGUACGAGGACAUGAAGGAGGACCUGCUGGCUGUGGUGCGCAAGGUGUCCGCCUUCCUGGAGAAGGACCUGACCGAGCAGCAGGUCACAGACCUCUGCGAGCACCUCAGCUUCAGCUCCAUGAGCAAGAACGACAAAGUCAACCGGGAGGUGUACCGGGACGUCAUCAUGGACGAGAACAAGAAGGAGAACAAGUUCAUCCGGAAAGGGCAAAUCGGUGACUGGAAAAAUUACUUCGACGAGGAUCUGAACAGGCGAUUCGACGCCUGGAUCCAGGCCAACAGCCACGGCAUAGAUAUAGAGUUCAAAUACGAAUAAUAUGUGAGCUGGUCAGAACAGAUGGCGCUGGUAAUGCUCCAGCGCAGUGGGAAAGACACCGAAUAUGGCGGUGAAUGCGGCGCCCGAAUCCACCAGCGCACAUGCUGAAGCCAGGCCUGGCAACGCGCGUCUCGCCAAGUGCCCGAGAGGAAGCCACCACCCGCCCUAGGUCAUGCGGGCUGAGAAGGACACCCCACCGGAGAACAGACCGUUGAGAGCUGGGACCACGGACUGCUAUGGACUUGAAAACAUACCUCGUGCCAACUCGGGGCACUUAGGCAAAUAGAACAUGGAACGGUGCAGUGGGAACGUGAAAUGAGCACUGCAAAUGAGGACAAUACACACCCGAAACGCAAACGACUGUGCAGCAACAGCGGACGCUUCCAGUCGCAUACUACUGUGCGUUGUUCGUGUACCGUGCUAGUGGACAACAGUGUAUCUGGUACCUGUCUGUUUCGUGAGUGCAUGCGUCGCUGGAUAAUCGCUCUACCCAUUAGGAACGAGACUGGUGUCUGGCAGUAUCUAGAUGACGAGGUGCAGGAGAACCAAGUGUGACGCAAUGUGAAAACAGUAUUCGGACCGGGGAAAAUACUACCCCAAGCAAUGUUCUUGAUGUCAACAUGCCGGCAGAGGGUUCGUGUCAAACACCAUGUGCUACAAAAAAAUAAAUUGCAGGCAGUGGCACGUG
Pollicipes pollicipes is the source of this 1961-nucleotide messenger RNA. Its product is annotated as luciferin sulfotransferase. NCBI's taxonomy places the organism in Eukaryota, Metazoa, Arthropoda, Thecostraca, Pollicipedomorpha, Pollicipedidae. Gene Ontology annotation, molecular function: sulfotransferase activity. The transcript has 7 exons. The record is from RefSeq and is a predicted model, not a curated record. The coding region runs from base 134 to 1273 and encodes 379 amino acids.